Molecule: messenger RNA, 1114 nt
Organism: Linum tenue
Lineage: Eukaryota; Viridiplantae; Streptophyta; Magnoliopsida; Malpighiales; Linaceae
Source: the annotation of a GenBank genome assembly
UGAAAGAUUUAUAUGAUUUGAGUGACCAUACAUGUAAUUUAGCAAUAGAAAAAUUAAUCAAAAGGGAGAGAAACACAGAAAAUUAAUUAAAGAGAUGGUAGUUGGGUGAAGUGGUUGAAGAGAUGUGUGUAUUGUGUGGUCUUCGAUUUACCUAUAAGAAGAGAAGACAAGGUAAGAAUAGGGGGGGCGGCCCCAAAAAUCCCUCUACAGAUUAUCACUCCCAAACCACACAAUCAAUUCUUGCACUUCUCUUCAGCCAACACACAAAAAGUCAGCAAUCCAAUUCCAAACACCCUUCCACCGAAUGAAAAACUGAACAGAAUCACAUCACUCCCACACCUCUUCUGCAAAUUAGAAAAAUAAAAACUCACCAGUCGCCGUCUGCCACCACCGUGCCGUCAUCGUCAUCAUCACCGUCGCCGAACCACCGCCUAGCAUCCCGCGACCUGCUUCACUCGGGACCUCCGCCGCUCCUCGCCACCGUCGCGCCAGACCGCCAUCACCACCAGUCACCUCCCACCAUCAAGCCUCACAUCUCCAUCGUCGUCAAUCAUCACCGCCAUCCUCGAUCAUCGCUGACGUACCCACUGCAUCCUCCGCCAGCCACAGCACCGCCCGUCUCCGUCGACGAUCCAGGGCGCCGUCAACCGUUCCCCUUGCACGUCGUGAGACUGAGAAGAGAGGAAGAAGUAAAGUUGAAAGAAGAAAGGAAGAACAAGGAGAGGGACGGCCGCUCUUUGUUUCGGAUAAGAGGAGAGAACCUAUCGGAAGAGGCUUUGAGCCUCUCUGUUGUUGAGCUUGUUCUGAAUGGUUACUGGAACUGGAGUAUCUCCGUGAUUUCCUCCCCGAGGAGAUUGUUUCUCAGAUCCUACUGCAUCCGACACCCCAGGGUAGUGAGAUGGAUGCGCCAAGCUGGCGGCUUACUCCAUCAGGGGACUUUUCGAUCAAAUCUGCCUACCAGCUGCUUCUUUCAGAAGGCACAGAUGGUGGCGACACUCAUCUGGUGUGGACGGCUGCCUGGUGCACACCAAGUCUGCAGCGCACGAAGACACUUCUCUGGCUGGUUUUACAUGGCUGCUUCCUCACUAAUGGGGAGUGUCACCGCCGUCAUUUA